AUGGCCCUGCACGCCCCUCUGUUCCCGCUGUGGGUAAAUUGGCUGUCCCAGCCGUCGCCAGAGCGCGUUGCCGCCUGGUCGGCAGUGGUCGCCAAGCCUCAGUCUGAGCCCGGAAAGGCGACCACGGCGACGAAGCCCCCGGUGCCUCCGGCUCCGAAGCCCUCGACAACAUCCGCUGAAAAGCCUCCUCGCCCCGAACCCGCGGCUCCCCUUGCCGCAGCUGCCGCUCAGUCUGCGGCCCCUGCUGCUGCUGAGCGGUCCGCCCCGUCUGCGCCAACUGCUCCCCAGGCUCCACUUGAAGCCCCGACAAAGACUGACGCCACACUCCCGGCUCCCGAUCCCGUUGGGCCACCAGCUGCCGGCCACGAGCCGCAGACUUCUGCGCCUGCCUCGUCCCCGCAGGCGGCGUCCGCCACCACUGGCGGCCCGGCACAGUUGAUUGUGCCCCCUGCAGUGGACCCGGCUGCCCCUGUUGCGCCGCCCGUGGCUCAGCAGGCGCAGCUGGCGUCGCAGUCUCGUCCUCCCUCGCCGGACCGUCGCCUAUCUCGCCCCCAUUCUCCAGCGCCCCAACAGGAUCGGGCGUCCUCCCGGCGCCGGCGCAAUUCUCCCCGGCGCAAUCAACAGUCGGGUCAGUGGCAAGCACACCGUGGCGGUCGCGGUGGCUGGUGGGGUCCUCGCGGUCGCAAUGGCGGAGGAUCGUAUGAUCCGCCCGUGAGGAUGGCGGAUCUGCAAAGGGCGGUAACGACCGCGAUGCGUGAGGAGAGGGCUGCUCAGACCCAAGGCAGCUCGCACGUUGCCGCCGCCUAUCCAGCUCAGCGUCAGGCGGCGCUUCCUGAGGUUCCGCUUCCUGCUGCACCAGUCCAAUCUCGUGUUCCGGCCCCAUCGCCUCCCGCUGUUGCUGCGUCUGCUCCCGUUCCAGGGUCGCGGUUGCAUCUGCCGCCCGUCCCGCCCGUGGCAGGAGUUGAAUUUGUGGCUGUGGGAGGCGGGGCGGCGACGGCGGGUGGCCCGGCUCCUCUUGCCGUUGAGGAGCCAUUCCAGUUCCUUGCUCAGGCGCUGCAACCCCCUCAGGCCCGUGUUCCGGAGGCGACCCUCGGCCAGCUCUUCCGCCUCGCGGAGAGCUUUCACGCACUGCUUCUGAUACAGGUUCUUGCACAUUCGUCUCUCCCUGCGGCCCCCCCUGAGUUGUUCCUGGAUCGACAUCGCGAUUCUUGCCUGGACGCAGCCGAUCAGCUUGCAGGGCUGCUGGCGCCCGUGCUGGCUGCGCCCGCCGAGGGAGGCGUUGCGGCGGCGGGGCCGCUUGAUGAGGCCGUGCGCGGCUUGCGGCGCCAUUUGCGUGCUGGAUCUGGAGCCGCCGCGAUCGGCGCAAGCACGCUUGUGGUCCGGGAGCUGUGGCGCUCCCUGACGGGUGUUCUUCACGCCCUCGGAGCUCACCGCAUGUAG
This is a messenger RNA of Closterium sp. Naga37s-1, 1440 nucleotides long. Lineage: Eukaryota; Viridiplantae; Streptophyta; Zygnematophyceae; Desmidiales; Closteriaceae. The record is from the annotation of a GenBank genome assembly.